Messenger RNA from Acanthoscelides obtectus, 1678 nucleotides. NCBI's taxonomy places the organism in Eukaryota, Metazoa, Arthropoda, Insecta, Coleoptera, Chrysomelidae. The record is from the annotation of a GenBank genome assembly.
GAUUUGAUAGAGCUCAAAUUGUCGUACGAACCGUGGAAGAAGACGGUCAAACAACAACUAUCCAGGAACCUAUGUACAACGAAAUUCAAAUGUUUCUGGACGUUCGCUAUGUUAGCGCGCCUGAGGCGAUGUGGAGGAUUUAUACAUUCGAAAUGCACGAUAUGUCUCAUGCUAUUAUUAAACUCUUUGUACAUCUUCCGAAUAUGCAACAAGUCUAUUUUAAUACAAAUAGUACCAUUCCUGACGUCGUAGAAAGGGCCGCAACACAACACACUACGUUAACAGGAUGGUUCGCCUUAAAUACCCAAGAUGAAGAAGCUAGACAAUACACAUACGUACAGAUACCUUAUAACUAUGUGUGGAAAAUAACACAAACAAGAAUCUGGGUAGAACGUCAACGUCAUUUUAAUCGUAUAAUUCCUAGAUAUUUUGUACAUCCUAGAGAAGAUUAUAUACGACGCUUAAAUGAUAACGACCUAGCCUACAACUAUGCCUUGGCUUACAUCAAUCGAUACCUAGCACUACAAGGCAAAUCAAACAGAGACUUUCAACUGCUCUUACCCACUGAACCAGUAGAACACCUAAUCGAAGAUGAAUACGAUUAUGAUCAAUCAGAAGAACAAGAAAUUGCUAAUAGGAACAUUCCCCUUUUAAACCAAGAGCAACGACGUAUUUUUACCGAUAUACUUUUAGCCGUAAACGAAAAUGAAAGAGUUUCACAUCGUCUUUUCUUUAUUAAGGGAAUUGGAGGUGCAGGAAAAACAUUUCUAUUGAAUACACUACUGACUUACCUACUAGGAAAUAAUCACCGUUACAUUGCUAUCUGUUAUACAGGUAUCCCAGCCAGCUUACUGAAAAUGGCCAAACGAUUCAUCCUGCUUUUAUGUUACCGGUUCCAUUUCUAGAAAAUUCAACGUCAAGGAUUCGCAAUCAGAGUGCGAUUGCUGAUAAUAUUAGAUAUUCAAAAAUUAUUGUCAUUGAUGAAAUAUCGAUGGUACAUAAAAGUAUAUUUAAUGAAAUAGGUAGGAAGAUAAGAGAAAUAAUGAACAAUGACAUUCCACUUGGCGGCAAGAUUAUUAUAAUUCUAGGCGAUUUCAGGCAUGCGCACCUAUCGUUCCAUUGGCCGGCAAAAAUGAAACUAUUUCUGCAUCAGUGAAAUGUUCCCAACUAUGGCAACACUUUGUUAAGUACGAUCUUCUUACGAACGUUAGAGCACUGCCACAGCAAAACGAAUUCAAAGAUUGGCUCAUGACCAUAGGAAAUAAUUCCGAAAUUUUACGUCACUUAGAAAAUGGCAGAGAUACUAUAGUCAAAGUUCCUAACCAUAUUAUUGUAGAAAAUGUUACUGAAAGCAUUUACGGUAGCAAUUUAAUUGAACGAUUCCACACUAUUACAAAAAGCGAUUUGUUCCGUUAAACAUUCAUGUGAAGGAUAUCAAUGCAGUUGUUUUAGAAAAACUGCCAGGCAGAUCACGACAAUAUAUAGUGUUGAUAGUAUUAUCCGAGAAGACGAUACAACUGAAAAUGCUGCUGAUGAUUUAGAUUCCGCAUGUCCACAAGACUUUUUAAAUUCUUUGGAUGCUCCAAGACUUCCUCCCCACAUUCUUACACUAAAGAUUGGUGCAGUUAUCAUUUUAACGAAGAAUUUAGAUCUAAAGAGAGGUUUAUGUAACGGCACA